Molecule: messenger RNA, 1725 nt
Organism: Procambarus clarkii (red swamp crayfish)
Lineage: Eukaryota; Metazoa; Arthropoda; Malacostraca; Decapoda; Cambaridae
Source: RefSeq, a predicted model, not a curated record
UUCCCGGGGCAGCAAGAGACAAACAGGACAAAGUUCCCGAGGCAGCAAGAGACAAACAGAACAAAGUUCCCGAGGCAGCAAGAGACAAACAGGACAAAGUUCCCGGGGCAGCAAGAGACAAACAGGACAAAGUUCCCGAGGCAGCAAGAGACAAACAGAACAAAGUUCCCGAGGCAGCAAGAGACAAACAGGACAAAGUUCCCGAGGCAGCAAGAGACAAACAGGACAAAGUUCCCGGGGCAGCAAGAGACAAACAGGACAAAGUUCCCGAGGCAGCAAGAGACAAACAGGACAAAGUUCCCGAGGCAGCAAGAGACAAACAGGACAAAGUUCCCGAGGCAGCAAGAGACAAACAGGACAAAGUUCCCGGGGCAGCAAGAGACAAACAGGACAAAGUUCCCGAGGCAGCAAGAGACAAACAGGACAAAGUUCCCGAGGCAGCAAGAGACAAACAGGACAAAGUUCCCGAGGCAGCAAGAGACAAACAGGACAAAGUUCCCGGAGCAGCAAGAGACAAACAGGACAAAGUUCCCGGGGCAGCAAGAGACAAACAGAACAAAGUUCCCGGGGCAGCAAGAGACAAACAGGACAAAGUUCCCGAGGCAGCAAGAGACAAACAGGACAAAGUUCCCGGGGCAGCAAGAGACAAACAGGACAAAGUUCCCGAGGCAGCAAGAGACAAACAGGACAAAGUUCCCGGGGCAGCAAGAGACAAACAGGACAAAGUUCCCGGGGCAGCAAGAGACAAACAGGACAAAGUUCCCGGGGCAGCAAGAGACAAACAGGACAAAGUUCCCGGGGCAGCAAGAGACAAACAGGACAAAGUUCCCGGAGCAGCAAGAGACAAACAGGACAAAGUUCCCGAGGCAGCAAGAGACAAACAGGACAAAGUUCCCGAGGCAGCAAGAGACAAACAGGACAAAGUUCCCGAGGCAGCAAGAGACAAACAGGACAAAGUUCCCGAGGCAGCAAGAGACAAACAGGACAAAGUUCCCGAGGCAGCAAGAGACAAACAGGACAAAGUUCCCGGGGCAGCAAGAGACAAACAGGACAAAGUUCCCGGAGCAGCAAGAGACAAACAGGACAAAGUUCCCGGAGCAGCAAGAGACAAACAGGACAAAGUUCCCGAGGCAGCAAGAGACAAACAGGACAAAGUUCCCGAGGCAGCAAGAGACAAACAGGACAAAGUUCCCGAGGCAGCAAGAGACAAACAGGACAAAGUUCCCGAGGCAGCAAGAGACAAACAGGACAAAGUUCCCGAGGCAGCAAGAGACAAACAGGACAAAGUUCCCGGAGCAGCAAGAGACAAACAGGACAAAGUUCCCGGAGCAGCAAGAGACAAACAGGACAAAGUUCCCGAGGCAGCAAGAGACAAACAGGACAAAGUUCCCGGAGCAGCAAGAGACAAAACAGGACAAAGUUCCCGGGGCAGCAAGAGACAAACAGGACAAAGUUCCCGGAGCAGCAAGAGACAAACAGGACAAAGUUCCCGAGGCAGCAAGAGACAAACAGGACAAAGUUCCCGGAGCAGCAAGAGACAAACAGGACAAAGUUCCCGGAGCAGCAAGAGACAAACAGGACAAAGUUCCCGGGGCAGCAAGAGACAAACAGAACAAAGUUCCCGGAGCAGCAAGAGACAAACAGGACAAAGUUCCCGGAGCAGCAAGAGACAAACAGGACAAAGUUCCCGAGGCAGCAAGAGGCAAACAGGACAAAGUUCCCGAG